GUAAGAUAAGAAAUUAGACCAGUUUGAGGAGUAUACUUUUCUAACCUUAUCAUGUCUGACCAUCAGCUUAGAGCUUUCAACUGCCGCACCGCUAUAAUAAACCCACCAUCCAACCCUUUUUUUUUAAAUUCAAAAUCAAUUAAAGCUUUCUGUGGCAGGGUGCGUAUCUGCGCUCAAGAAGAAAGCUAUGGCUCCAUCUGGAAAGAUCAUCGCAAUAAUAAUGAUGGGUUUGGGUCUGAUUAUGAUUGCCCGCACAGUUUCCGCCACCGAUCCAGAUUUGCUUCAAGAUGUCUGCGUUGCUGAUCUCAACUCAAGUGUGAAGGUGAACGGAUUCGCGUGCAAGAAGGAAUUCACGGCGGCGGACUUCUCGUCAAAGGCGAUCGCGAAACGCGGAGCGACCAACAAUACGAUGGGCUCAGUAGUGACGGCGGCGAAUGUGGAAAGAGUCCCUGGGCUGAACACCCUCGGCGUUUCCAUGUCCCGUAUUGAUUACGCUCCCCACGGCGUCAACCCUCCUCACACCCACCCACGCGCCACCGAGAUCAUCUUCGUUCUCAACGGGGAGCUCGACGUCGGCUUCGUCACCACCGCCAACGUCUUGGUCUCCAAGCACAUUACCAAGGGAGAGGUCUUCGUCUUUCCCAGGGGCUUAGUCCAUUUCCAGAGGAAUAACGGCAAAGCCCCCGCCGCUGUGAUCGCCGCCUUCAACAGCCAGCUUCCGGGAACUCAGUCGAUUGCCGCCGCCUUGUUCGCGGCGUCGCCCACCGUCCCCGAUGAAGUGUUGACUAAGGCGUUCCAUGUUGGGACGAAAGAGGUGGAGAAAAUCAAGUCUAGGCUGGCACCUAAUAAGAAGUAAAGUAACGCCCACGUCGCACACCUUUCCAUUAUUAUUAUUUGAGAUAAUUAUAAUUUAAGUCAAAUACAGUUGUGAUUUAUACUCCACUAGUAUUUCGAGCUAUGAACCCAGCUCAAUACAGCAGUAGUCCGGAUAAUUUAUGUCAAAUACAGUUGUGAUUUAUUAUAUUUUAUACUCCAUUAGUUACCCUACUUUUCUUCUUAUUAAUUUUGGAGUUGUGCGGUUCAAAUGAGGUCAUAAGUUUUUUCACUUAGAUGAGUUGCCCCAUUUGAGCCACAUAGUAGGAUGGGCUAAAAAUGGGGUACCCCAUUUUGGAGUACCUAUAGUUUGUUAAUUUUAUCAAUCAAAUUUUCUAUGUAGUAUUAAAUACAUACUACUUUCUUUCCAAAAAAAUACUUUUCGGAUUGACUUGGCACACUUAUUAAGAAAGUGAGAAUAAAGUGGAAAUGUAUGAUUGUGGUUGAGUAAGAAAAAUGUAAGUGAAUGUGUGUCACGCAAAACUUUCCAAAAAAGAAAAUUAGAAGUGUUUUUUGGGAUGGUCCAAAAAGGAAGGUGUGAAUUAUAUUUUGGGAAAGGGGGAGUAAUUUUUUAUUUUGCGCAUCAAAUUAUACAAUAAUCAAAAUAAAUCAAAUUCAAAUUGAUCUUCUGGCUGAAUUUACUAUAAAAGAUCAUUUUAGUUAAUUUAAUACAACUUUUUCUUUAUUUUAUCAAUAAUAUAUAUUUUGAUUUUUUUUUGUAAUUCAGCAUAAUUAGCUUAUUCAAUCACUUACCCUAGAACUUCAUAAAUAUCACCAAAUAAGAUGAUUAAGUCAAUUUCAGUGUUACUAUAGAACCUAUUUGGCUGAUUAGCCUUAUCAGACAACUUUUUCAUCAAACACGAUAUUUUUGAUUUCAAACGUUGAAUUGUGUUAUAAUCAAAAUAAGUAAGAUUAGGGUUAUUUUUGUGACCGAAUUGGCUGAAGUUAUUGUAUUGAUCAUUCUAGUUAUUUUCUAUGUUACAAGAACCGUACCGGAAAGCAACCCGGCUGAACAACCAGGUCACGGGGUA
This is a messenger RNA of Cuscuta europaea, 1904 nucleotides long. The record is from the annotation of a GenBank genome assembly. Lineage: Eukaryota; Viridiplantae; Streptophyta; Magnoliopsida; Solanales; Convolvulaceae.